UGUGAAGAAAUACAUCACUUUUUUCAAGGGUCGAACUGGCUUGUUGCGAUCAUCGCUAAGCUGCUGAGAUCGGCUGGUAAGACGGAGGAGUCGGUGAGCAGUUUGAUGCCAGCACCGAUAGAACUGAGUCUGAAACCGAACGAGCCGCCCGGUUACGUCACACUCGCUGCCAAGUCCUCCCCUCGCAUCUUAAAGACCCUCCUCCCGAUCCGCUUCGCGCCGCGAGGGAUAUCCAAGCCGCAGAACAAGGUUAAAGUGCUGGUGAUGAUGAGAAACCCGAAGGACUCCGCGGUGUCAUAUUACCACUUCAGCAGGAAACUCGGUCCGCUGCUGGGAGUGGGAGAACCUCCGGCCUGGGAGGAGUACGCUCGGGCUUUUGUGGGCGGACAAAGUUAGUAAUAAAUAAAGAAAGAAAGAAACGAAUAACC
Branchiostoma floridae (Florida lancelet) is the source of this 428-nucleotide messenger RNA. RefSeq names its product sulfotransferase 1A3-like. Gene Ontology annotation, biological process: sulfation. Gene Ontology annotation, cellular component: cytoplasm. The transcript is spliced from 2 exons. The record is from RefSeq and is a predicted model, not a curated record. Lineage: Eukaryota; Metazoa; Chordata; Leptocardii; Amphioxiformes; Branchiostomatidae. Gene Ontology annotation, molecular function: sulfotransferase activity. The coding region runs from base 106 to 396 and encodes 96 amino acids.